AUGCAAGACGACGAAGAGGAUCUUUCUCUCGGCCAUGUUUUCACGGAACCUCCGCGUCCACCAACACCCCCGCCAACCUUUGCAACAUACACUCGAAACACCUUCCCCGAUCUCAAAAUCCGUCUGGUAGGAUCUCAUCCGUUAUGGGCUCAUCAUUUAUGGAAUGCAGCAUUAGCAUUUGCAUCAUAUAUAGACUCAAAUCCAGAGAUAGCACACAAUCGCUGCGUACUCGAACUCGGAGCUGGUGGAGGCCUCCCAGGACUCGUUUCAGCACAAAAUGGUGCCAAAAAAGUUGUACUGACAGAUUACCCGGAAGCGGUACUCAUCGAUAACUUAGAAUUUAACGCGAGAAAAAAUCUGUCCCCUGAUGAGCAGGAUCAUGUUGAGACUCAGGGAUAUAUCUGGGGCCACCCCGUAGACAACUUACUACGGGCACUCCCAAAGGACCCCGCCUCAACUGGAUUUCACUUAAUCAUAUUAUCAGACCUAAUCUUCAAUCACUCGCAACAUGAUGCAUUAUUGAAAUCUUGUGAUAUGUGCUUGAUUUCCCGCUCCGCAAACAAUGAUACUUCAAUUGCACCAUGCGUGCUGGUUUUCUACUCUCAUCAUCGACCGCACUUGGCAGACCGGGAUCUUGAUUUUUUCCGCAAAGCUCAGGAUGCAGGCUGGGUUUGCGAGGAGAUAGUGACACGCAAAUAUCCGCCCAUGUUCCCGGAAGAUCCAGGCGAAGAGGAAGUUCGUGCUACAGUACAUGGUUGGAGGAUGACCAGGGGGGAUACCGGCGAUUUUCCUCACUGAAUUUUGAUUUAGCGCAUUGAUAAAGUCUACUUUCAUUCCAGGUAGGUGCUACAGCACCCCUCAUCGUUUGUAAGACUUCCCAUGACGCGCCCCACAUGAUAUGGUCACAUCUAUAAUUGAGAUCCAGGUCCAGUGGGUAAUACUUUGAUAAAUAGAUUCCGAGUGAUAAGCACGAAACGUGACAGACAUUUCCCAGCGUUCCUUAUAUGAAUCGGAUUACUGUCUGACCUAGUAAUAAACUUUGUUUCACUACCACGUGCGUGUUGAAUCAUGCUAUUCCUCAAGUCUUGACGACUGGAGAAGAACCAACAGGCUGGCUCGUGGCUGCGUAUGUAGGUGACUACGGGGCAUUCGACUGGUUCGUGUCACCAUAUCCAGGUGACUGCGGAGCACUCUGCUGGGGCGCCGGAGCAGGUGUUUCCGCGUCAGUGUCUG
Messenger RNA from Suillus bovinus, 1233 nucleotides. Its product is annotated as nicotinamide N-methyltransferase. The record is from RefSeq and is a predicted model, not a curated record. Lineage: Eukaryota; Fungi; Basidiomycota; Agaricomycetes; Boletales; Suillaceae. Gene Ontology annotation, biological process: peptidyl-lysine dimethylation. Bases 1 to 798 code for a protein of 265 amino acids. Gene Ontology annotation, molecular function: protein-lysine N-methyltransferase activity. The transcript is spliced from 7 exons.